This is a messenger RNA of Asparagus officinalis (garden asparagus), 1088 nucleotides long. RefSeq lists its product as uncharacterized. Lineage: Eukaryota; Viridiplantae; Streptophyta; Magnoliopsida; Asparagales; Asparagaceae. Bases 199 to 582 code for a protein of 127 amino acids. The transcript has 2 exons. The record is from RefSeq and is a predicted model, not a curated record.
AGAUGGUUCCUUCAAGGCUUGUGAUCCAUACUGUAUGAAAGGUUAGACCCGUACAAUCCUCCCCACCAAUUGGUAAUUAUUUUUGAUGCCGACAAGGGGAUUCGAGAAGCCGUUCGAGAAUAUUUCCCUGAAGCAAUUCACUCACAAUGCGUUCUGCACCUAGUUGAAAAUUUUAGAACAAAGCUAAAGGAUUUGGGAAUGAAAGCAAAGGACACACAAGUUUUGGGGAGUUUGCUCCAAUCUGCUUGCUAUAAAUACACUAUAGCGGAAUGGAACGACUACAUGAAGGAAAUUUAUGAGAUGGCUCCAGUCGCAUAUGAGAUUGUACUCUGUUAUUCGCCAGAGAAUUGGGCGAAUGCAUUCUUCCCUGGCAUCAGAUAUGGUCAUGUAACCUCUAAUGUUGCAGAAUCCUUUAACAGCUGGAUACGUGAAGCUCGAUUGUUACGUAUCCUGCAAAUGGUAGAGCAUAUCCGAAAACAAAUUAUGAGUCGCCUGAACAAUAGACGGAUUAUGGCUGAUAAGUGGACAAGCUAUCUGUGCCCUAAAGCUGAGCAGAUUGUUAGAGAAAAUAUGGAAAGAUGACGUACUUUAGAGAUUAAACAAUCAAGAGAUGAUAUAUUCGAAGUGAAGUCACAUAGAACUACUCACGUUGAUUUGGAGAAGAGGACGUGCACUUGCCGAGCUUGGGACGUAACCCGUAUUCCUUGUGUGCAUGCUUGUGCAGUCAUUAUUUAUAUGAAAAGAGACGUAUAUCAAUAUUGUGAUUGGUUCAUGUCCGUAGAAGCGUUUAAGAAGAGCUACGAUGAAAUAUUAUAUCCCAUCCCAGAUUAUGAGAAGCGGAGUGUGUCCAGGGAUAAAAUACAGAUUUUGCCACCAAUUACCACUAAGAGGAGGGGAAGAAAUAAAACAAGACGCAUAAACAACAGAACCAUUUACAAACGUCCAGUCAAAUGUUCUCGGUGCAAAGUUGAUGGUCACAAUCGAGCAACCUGUAACGAGCCCAUCUGGUGACUAGUGUGUUUCUGCUUCUUACAACAAUACUUUUGUAUGAGACAGCAAAGGUUGUUUUUAAGUGGUUAAGUAUAUAG